Molecule: messenger RNA, 8696 nt
Organism: Anopheles arabiensis
Lineage: Eukaryota; Metazoa; Arthropoda; Insecta; Diptera; Culicidae
Exons: 13
Coding region: 407-6358 (1983 amino acids)
Biological process (GO): DNA topological change; chromosome segregation; DNA replication
Cellular component (GO): nucleolus; chromosome
Molecular function (GO): DNA binding; DNA topoisomerase type I (single strand cut, ATP-independent) activity
Source: RefSeq, a predicted model, not a curated record
GGUAGGACGUGGAGAAGGACAGCUCUAUUAUACAAGUGCCCCAAGUACAGAACUAUAGACGGGCAGUGAAACGUUACGCAUUGUACAAAUAAACAAUAGUCUGCACUUAAUUAAUGAGUUACUCGCUACGGGUAGUAAGCUACUGUCCGUGCUCGCAUAUCGCCUUAAUACGCGCUUGAGUAAGGCUUUCGUUCAGUGAUUGCAUAUGGUGCAGCAGUCAAAGAAGAAAAAAUACAGUUUGGCUACACGUCAUACUAGCGCCCACACGAAAGAGCAUUUUCCGCGAACGUCACAGGUGUGCUAAAGAAAUAAUCCCGCAGAAGGUUCAAUUACUCGAAGCGAUCUGUGAAUGUGAAUUCAUUCGACACGCAGGCAGAGCGUCAUCGAAGUGAGGAGCGCGACAAAUAUGUCUGUAAAUAUACGCAUCGAUGAGGCUCGCUCCCUUGGGGACCAACAUGACCAACAAGGUUGCGAUGGACAGACGACGUGUGAGGAAGCGUGUCGUGACGAUGGCGAUGUGGAAGUGGACAUGAAAUUUGGUUUGUUCGUGGAUACUGAUCGUUCGAUGCCUCGGAAUGUAUCGGAAGAGGAGUUCGAUUUUGAUUCCGCUUUCAGUUCCGAAUCGAACCAAGGGCUCACCGAUGAAAGUACGAUUGACCACCUGGACGACAGAAUGCUGCCAGAUGGUGCAGUCGAACGGGAGCGGCUGAAAUCCCUGGAAGACGAACAUGAAAUCCUGUCGUCGAAUUUGAUUGCACUGACAUCACAUUUUGCCCAGGUGCAGCUACGACUGAGGCAAAUAGUGGAAGCGCCACCGCAGGAGCGGGAUACUUUGCUGAAAAAUCUGGAAGAGUUUGCCUUCCUUGGCAUACCGGAAAUACAACAGAAUCCGGUGAAGCAAAACAUUCCCGAAAUUGUGGCCAAUCUCGACAAGAGCCCCGAAUCGGUGGAAAAUCUGCGCGAAAAACAACAGGAGCUUAUCGGGCAGCUGAAGUCGCAGCUAAUGGACCUGGAGCGAUACGCAUACGAGUCUGGGGCGGGCAUCCUGCCACAAACGAUUCUUCUGGAAAAGCAGAAAGUAAUCAUCGAGGAAAUAAAGAAGAAAAUCAACCUUAACUUGAACGAGCUCGACUUGCCACAGCUGACAUCGGAAGAUCUGCGUCAGCAAGUAGACAGCGCUCUCGAUGAGCUAGUGAAUCCACUGAAGAUGAAGGAACAGUUAGUGACGCAGCUGAAAACGCAAAUUCAGGAUCUCGAGCGGUUCAUCAGCUUCCUGCAGACAAACGAGAAAGCGGAAAUAAAAAAACGUUUCCUGGAGCAGCAGAAGCAACAGGAACAGAGAGCCGAGGCAUCCAAGGGAAACGAGGGCCGAUCGCAACAUUCGUCGGACCGUCACACUCUUUCAAAGCCUAUGUCCGCUCACCCGAGUAACGGCACCAGUGCAAGCCAGGCUGCAGCGAAACGGGAAUCGUUCAAUAGCAAAGCGUUUGGUUUGAUGGAUAAGGCCGGAACGCUGCUGCAAAUGUUCGCCCUGUCGCAGUUCAACUGUGGAAGUGAGCAUCGAAACAGCGAGACAAACUAUCAAACCAAGAUGAUGACCCGCACGCGACAAAACUGUUGGGGCGAUAUUCGAGCAAGACUGGAGUACGACGUGCAGGAGAUAGCGUCUUUGGCGCUAACCAUGCAGAAUGAAAUAUCACCCAAGGAAGCGGACCACAACGACGAGGAAGACGAGGACUCGAACCGUCCUGGCCGCGACAAUAGGAAGAAUUACGAGUUGACUCUGCUUGUUCGCAAGCGUUUGGCGAAAACUAUCCAACGGUUAAUGCAGCACGGUUUGCGGAGCAUUUCCGAGAGUGCGAGCCACAGCCUUGUACCAUUCAUUUCCGGGUGCUUUUCUACUACGGGCAGCGGCCAUAGUGGUACCAACCAUUCCAGCAUGAGCGGUCGUGCAAAUGAAAGUUUCUACCGCUCGGAAGUUAGACGAAAGAGUACCGGGGCAACGACUACUGCGCCGAAGAAACAAUCGUCGUAUGUGGAGGAGGAUACGUCGAAUGCGGCCGUUACGGAGGAGAAUCUGUUUUCUCAGUUAGAUGACGAUGAAGAAGAGGAUAUGGAACCACAAUUCGAUAGCAAUAACAAGGACGAAAUGCAUGUCUGGGAGUUGCUGCUGGUGUAUUACAAUAUAAAAAAUGGUGAUCGUUACAACUCGACGCCGGCUAGAAAGUUGUCAGAAAGCUUCAACCUGGACAUCGUGGACGGUAGACCGUUGUCGAACAAGCAGAGUCUUCUCAGUGCUAUUGGGUCGAUCAUAGCAUUACACAGUCCCUACAAGAGAAGCUACGAUUCACAGUUUAAGGCAUUCGUAUGUGCCGGAUUGAAUGCCCAGAAGUUAACACAAUGGCUGUACCUUAUAUUCCAGUGCAAAGAGCUGGUUAGCUCGCAUUAUGCCAGCUGGAGCUAUGUGGCCAACACCGGAUUUCGCGACGCUCUAAAAACGUUGGAUUGCCUGACACAGUACCGGUUUGAUCUUCCAGUCGAUUUAUCAAUUCGUCAGUUUAAAAACAUCAAAGACGUUUUUAUAUCAGCAAGGUCAAUCGACACGGCUGGCGUAGCAGAUCAGUGGGAAGUAGACAGUGCGGCCAUCGGAUCGUGGCACGUUGGACGAAGCCCUGACCAUCGGGCUCUGGCAACAAUGAAAAAGCACGAUCUACCGUACAGCAACAAAGCUAGGCAGAUUAAAAAUGCGGACUUUGAGCAUUACGAUUACAUUUUCGGAAUGGACGGGGAGAACAUUGCUGAUUUGAAGGAACGCGCGCCCAAGGGAGACAGCAAAGCGAAAAUACUACUGCUGGGUGAUUUCGAUCCGCAACAGCCUGGUGCUAUCAUACGCGAUCCGUACUAUGAUAGCGGCUCGGAAGGGUUCGAGCAGUGCUACGUGCAGUGUUCCGUGCUGUUCGAACAACCGAGGUGCUGGUGUGAAGCUCUUCUUCCGUAUCGCGAACACCGUUGUCGUUGUGGUCGCCGUAGUUUUCCGUCGUCGAAAAAUCAUUGCUUUCCGGAAUCCAAAAGCUGUGGAAAAGGUGCCAACAUGAGUGUCGACGCUGCCGUUCCUCAACCCGCGGAUUCCUCCAAGGUGAUGAAUGGCAUGAUGGAACGGCCGAACGGCGUAAGCAACGGUCACUCGGGCGGUGGUGGUGAAAACGGCGAUCGUCAUAAAAGCCACAAAAGCUCUAGCAAGGACAAGCAUCGUGACAAAGAUCGUGACAAAAAUCGGGAUAAGGACAAGCAUCGCGAUAAAGAUCGCGAUCGAGAGAAGGACAAGAAUCGCGAUAAGCACAAGAGCAGCAGCCAUUCGUCCUCUUCGAAAAGUGGUAGCAGCUCAUCGAAGGAUAAAGAGAAGUCUGACAAGGAGAAACAUAGCUCUAGUAGUAGCAGCAACAAGGAUAAGGAAAAAAGCCACCACAGUAGCUCGUCGACGCACAAAAGCUCCAAAAGCGAUAAAGAUCGGUCGAAGGAUAAGGAACGGGACAAAGACAAACAUCGAAGCCGCGAAGAUGGCAAGGAUCGUGACCGUGAUCGCGACAAGAAGGAUCGCGACAAAAGCAGUCGAAGCGAUAAAGACAAGGACAAGCACAAAUCGUCAUCCUCGUCCUCGUCGAACAAAGACAAGGAUCGGGAUAAGCAUAAGAGUAGCAGCAGCAGCUCUAGCCGCGACAAGGAUAAGGACAAGAACAAACAUUCCAGCUCGAGAAGGGACAAGGAUAAGCACUCCUCGUCGUCGUCAUCCUCCAAACAUAAGGAUCGGCACCGAGAUGAGAAAGUAGCUUCGGGCGAGGUGAAGGUGAAGGAAGAACCGGAGCCUGUUCCGACGGAAUUCUUAAACGGAGAAGGGUAUAUACCCCAGCAGAAUGACGCGAUGGUGGAAAACCACGCAGGACCUGUGGGAGGAAAGUUGGACAUUUCCCAGGCAAGUUCGUGCGAUUACUCGAUGUCGCAGUUCCGCGCCGACGAGACACCAUUUGCGUUGAAGCAAAAUGAAACGAUGGACCAAAACACUUCCAACCAGGGCGACGAUUAUCAGAAUAACGAUGACGAGGAGGGAGAUGACGCAAGUCGUUAUAAUGAUUUUAACACUGAGAAUGGUCAUCACCAUGAACAACAGCCCCAUAUGUACCAGCAGCAGCAACACCAGCAGCAAGGAUAUUUUGGUGGCAUGCAGCAGCAGCACGAACAGUAUCAGGCGAACGUUCAGGCCGCUAUCAAGAUGGAGCCGCUAGAUAUCAAAGAUGAACCGCAAUCUGGCCAGGAGGGAGAGGAAGAGUCCGAGGACGAUAUACCACUAUCAAAGCGGAAGAAACGCGAGGCUGAAGAAGGCUACGAUGAAGAUGGUAGAAAGAAGAAGAUUAAGACAGAGAAAAAAGAUAAGAAAAACAAAAAGCGCUCGCAUGAUUCCGAUGAUGCCAACGAGAACGACGAUGAUGUCAAUAGCAGCAAGAAGAAACCGAAGAAGACUAAAAUAAAAAAGGAGCCAGGAGUAGAACCACCCACCCAACAAACGAAGAAGAAUGCUAAGGCUGCCCCCCCAAUGCCUGGAACCAAUCAGGCAGGAACCGGCGACCAGGCUGGAACCGGCAAGACUGGACGAGCUCGGGUAAAGAAGGAAGAAGAAGAGCAAGAAGUAUGGAAAUGGUGGGAGGAGGAAAAGCGCGACGACGGCGUCAAAUGGAAGUAUUUGGAGCACAAGGGGCCUGUAUUUGCACCACCGUACGAUCCACUUCCUUCGCACGUGAAGUUCAUGUACGAUGGCAAAGAAAUGAAGCUCUCGCAGGAUGCGGAGGAAGUGGCAGGCUUCUACGCGCGCAUGCUGGAACACGACUACACAUCCAAGCAAGCGUUCAAUGACAACUUCUUCAAGGAUUGGCGCAAAACGAUGACGCCCCACGAGCGGGAGCGCAUCACCGACUUGGGAAAGUGUAACUUCCGUCCUAUGGCAGCGUACUUCGCGGAAAUGGCCGAGCAGAACCGGAAUCGCAGCAAAGAGGAGAAGGCUGCACUGAAGGCGGCGAACGAGCAGCUGACGAAGGAGUACGGCAUUUGCGUUAUCGAUGGGCAUAAGGAAAAGAUUGGAAACUUCAAAAUAGAACCGCCCGGUUUGUUCCGCGGCCGUGGCGAGCAUCCGAAGAUGGGCCUGGUGAAGAGGCGCGUUAUGCCCGAGGACGUCAUCAUCAAUUGCUCGCAGGACAGCAAAAUACCGUCCCCACCGCCAGGUCGCCGAUGGAAGGAGGUGCGCCACGACAACACUGUAUCGUGGCUAGCUUCCUGGGUCGAAAAUGUGCAGGGGCAGGUGAAGUACAUCAUGCUGAAUCCCAGCUCCAAGCUGAAGGGCGAAAAGGAUUGGCAGAAGUACGAAACGGCGCGUCGGUUGCUGAAGCACAUCGAUAAAAUUCGAGACACGUACCGCGACGAGUGGAAGAGCAAGGAGAUGCGUAUCCGACAGCGUGCGGUAGCGAUGUACUUUAUCGAUAAGCUUGCGCUGAGAGCGGGCAAUGAAAAGGACGACGAUCAGGCCGAUACGGUCGGUUGCUGUUCGCUGCGUUACGAGCACAUAGCGCUGCACAAGGAGCUGAACGGUAAAGAGAACGUGGUUGUGUUCGAUUUCCUCGGUAAGGAUUCCAUCCGCUACUACAAUGAGGUGGAGGUGGAGAAGCGUGUCUUCAAGAACUUGGAGCUGUUUAAAGAGAACAAAAAGCCGGGCGACGAUCUGUUUGACCGGUUAAACACGUCCGUAGUGAACGAAUAUCUGAAGGGAUUGAUGGAUGGGCUCACUGCCAAAGUGUUCCGUACUUUCAACGCAUCUUACACAUUGCAAAAGCAGUUGGAAGAAUUGACGGAUCCUAACAUGUCCGUACCGGAAAAGCUGCUUGCUUACAAUCGUGCAAAUCGUGCGGUCGCUAUUUUGUGUAACCAUCAGCGGGCCGUCCCGAAAACGCACGAGAAAAGUAUGGGCAAUCUGAAGGAAAAGAUUCGCGUGAAGCGCGAACAGGUUGAACAGUGUCAAAAGGAAUUCAAGGAUCUCAAGAAAAGUAAUGUUCGUGAUCCGAGCGCGUUUGACAAGAAGAGCAAGCAGUUGGAAAGGCUAAAGGAGCAGCUGAAGAAGUUGGAGCUCCAGGAAACGGAUAGGGAUGAAAAUAAAACGAUCGCUCUGGGCACAUCCAAGCUGAACUAUCUGGAUCCCCGUAUCUCCGUGGCUUGGUGUAAGAAGUUCGGAGUACCGAUCGAGAAGAUUUUCAACAAGACACAGCGUGACAAAUUCCGAUGGGCAAUAGAUAUGGCCGACGAAAACUACGUAUUUUAAAAGAAAGAAAAAAAAAACAACGGGACAUUAUGGACGUGCGUUGCGAUGGUUUUUGCAUAUAAAGCAAACCACCGAAGCUGUCGUCCUACAUGGACACUCGUACAAUGCGUGUCGAAUGAAAAACAUCAUUUUGUUCACCAUUUAUCAUAUUCAGCUGUGAGGUAACCACGAUGCAGUGGUAUUGAACUUCCUUUAGAUACCUAGGAAAGGAUCAGUUUCGCGACAGCUUGGUCAUAAUCGAUCCAGCCGCGAUGCACUUUUGCAAUGAAAGAUUCGCAAACCGUACGCAAUUCUAAUAUACAUUUAGAGUUUUAUUUGUUAAGAUUUGAACGCAUCUCUUGAGGAGACCGUUUUACGCGUGCCCGUAGCGUAAAGCACUCUUUGGUAUGACGUUUAGAGAGACCACACGUUCUGUGCAAGUAUGUCGAUUAUCUUUUAUUUUAAGAUAUAACGUUUCGGGGCAGAAAAACGCAAGACGACCGAUUAUGAUGUCCAACCUUGUUAGAAUAAAAUGAUGUGGAUGAAGAAGAAAAUACAGCAUUGUACCCUUGAUGUGCGGAUUCCAUUACAAGGGCUACUUUCCUAUUGUAUAUGUGCAUGCAUUGUAGGCCACUACACGCAUAAAACUAGAACAAAACAUUGGUCAGACCUAAGCGUAGUCGUAUGUUUGAAAUUUUUGUGAAAUUCAGUGCGACAGUGUUAAGGCGUAGAACUAAACGUGGCAGAGAGAGAGAGAAAGAGCAAGAGAGAGAAGGAAGAAGAAGAAGAGAGAGAGAGAGAGAGAUAUGUAGAAACGUUUAAUUUAUUUUAGUAAAAUUCCAUCAAUCAAACUGCUCGAGACUAUCUCUCCGCACAUCAGUAGAAAGAAGGGCUACAGAGGUUUUAGAAAGCCCAACAACGUUAAUUUACAAAUUCGAGUGAAAAAGGUUCGUCACACUUCUGAUUUUAUCCUUUAUUCGCUUUAACCUGCUUCUCUCAUGUAUGGCGAGGGUUGGUAGUUACGUGCGUAGUGAAGGUUCAUUGUUUCCUCUCCGUUACAACAACAAAACUGCUAAUGUGUGUGAAGUUAGUGAUGUUUCUGACAUAGUUUUAUAUUUUCUUAGCAAAACACAAACAAUUAGAUAAAUUAACAUGAUCAGGGUGGUCUCGUGGGCCAGUCGUCAACUCGCACGACUUAUCAAGCCAACCAAUGCCCGUCGUGGGUUCAAACCUUAUAUGGACCGUCGCCCCAUAGCAAGGACUGACUAUUUCCGGCUGCGUGGGGUACUAUAAUAAGUCCCGCAAGCUUUGUAUCGGGCCGGCAUGACCGCGAUGGUCGUUACGCCAAGAAGAAAAAAAAGAAGAAGAACAUGAUCGUGUAUAAUAGUAUUGGAUUCGCAUAACGUGAGUGCGUGUGUUUAGUUAGUAAUUACGCAUUGAUGAAGCGCGUAAAGUUCGCAAAUUUCACGCGAGAGGGUUUUCGGGCGGGGAGAGGGCAGGGCAGCAGGAAUGUUCUCUCUAUUACACCACGAUAAAGGCAAUAAGGUCGUACUUGGCACACCCGUUCUUCCGGCAGAUAAACCAGCCAGUGUAUAUUGUUUGUGCUCCUGUGUGUGUACACAUAAACACACUCACACACACACUGACAUUGUUUUCAAACUCUGCACAAUCAUUUGAUAUGUUAAGUUGUAGUAUUUAGGUGCGUAGAUGAUUUAUUUGGUUCGUGACACGAUGUUACUAGGAAUGCACUCUGCUGAAGCAAAACAGAAAUCAGUGUAAAAUACUUUGAUAGGAUUUAAAGAUGACUCAAAAAACAAAAUAUAUGCAUAUAUAUAUAUUUAAAACAAAAAACAACACAAACACACCCAUAUGAUACACUAAUGGAUCGCAUCUGAUUGUAAGAGGAGACAUGUUUGUGUGGAAAGCAUCGACUAACAAUCGUGUAGGGGAGGGGUGAUGGUAACUUUUAAGCAAAGAGUACAUUACACAACACAACAGCAAAGGAUCAAUUUGGUAUUUAGGGGGGUGGUGUAAUACAAGCACUGGAAGUGUGAUGCCUAACAUUAAAGACUAUCGAUGGAUCAGAAGAAGGAAGGAAGGAAGGAAGGAGGAAGGGGGGCUCGCUGUUUGUAUGUUUACGAACGGAAGUUUUGGUUUGUUUUACUCUUGAAACCUAUGAAGCGCAAGACACGAGUGUUUCAUGGGAUGGGACAUCCGUUAACAACAGUUGCAUACCCCAUUUACCGUUACAUCGCUCUAUCUACAUACACAUCUAAGCAUCUUGACUUGAUAGUGGACAAUGAUCGAGUAAACUAAACUAUAGAAAGGCGAAACGUUUUGGGUUUCGUAAAAAAAAAAA